This is a messenger RNA of Vigna unguiculata (cowpea), 1969 nucleotides long. Its product is annotated as cationic amino acid transporter 5-like. Gene Ontology annotation, molecular function: L-lysine transmembrane transporter activity; L-glutamate transmembrane transporter activity. The record is from RefSeq and is a predicted model, not a curated record. Lineage: Eukaryota; Viridiplantae; Streptophyta; Magnoliopsida; Fabales; Fabaceae. Gene Ontology annotation, cellular component: plasma membrane. Gene Ontology annotation, biological process: amino acid transport; transmembrane transport.
CUUAAACUUGUUUUCUUCCUUAGUCUCCCACCCAAAUCAAUAGCUUCAGAAAAAAAGAAAAAGAACAAUAUUUUGAAUGGCUACUAGCUCAAGAGACAACGAUGAGGCAGAACCUCAAAGAGGGUAUUGGAGAUGGAGCAAACAAGAUUUCUUGCCAGAAGAGUCCUUCCAAAGCUGGAACAACUACGUUUCUGCGCUCUCACAAACAUGGCUAAGGUUCAAAGAUCGUCUUUUCAGCAGAUCGGAUGAUGCCACUGAGACAGAAGAGCUCAAGAAACAAAGUGAGCAUGACAUGAAACGUUGCCUCAACUGGUGGGAUCUCAUAUGGUUCGGUUUUGGUGCAGUGAUUGGAGCAGGAAUCUUUGUGCUCACUGGUCAAGAGGCUCAUGACCAUGCUGGAGCAGCAAUUGUUUUAUCCUAUGUUGCCUCAGGCUUCUCAGCAAUGCUUUCUGUUUUCUGCUACACUGAGUUUGCUGUAGAAGUUCCAUCAGCAGGAGGGUCAUUUGCUUAUCUGAGAGUUGAAUUAGGAGACUUUGUUGCUUUCAUUACAGCUGGGAACAUUCUUCUUGAAAGUGUUAUCGGAAGUGCAGCAGUGGCCAGAUCAUGGACUUCUUACUUCACAAACCUUUUGAACCGUCCAAAGAAUUCAUUGCGCAUCAAAACAAAUCUCAAAGAAGGGUACAACUUGUUGGACCCUAUAGCUUCUGGGGUUCUGGUGAUUGCCUCAGUGAUCACAAUAAUCAGCACAAGAAAAACUUCAUUCCUCAAUUGGAUAGCUUCUGCCAUCAACACUGCUGUUAUUAUAUUUGUGAUUAUUGCAGGGUUUCUUCAUGCAGACACAUCAAAUCUGUCACCCUUUUUACCUUACGGUGCUAAGGGGGUGUUUCAGGCUGCAGCAAUCAUUUAUUUUGCAUAUGGAGGGUUUGACAGUAUUGCAACCAUGGCUGAAGAAACCAAGAAACCAUCAAGGGACAUUCCAAUAGGUUUGGUGGGGUCAAUGUCCAUGAUCACAGUGAUUUAUUGCUUGAUGGCACUCUCACUGAGCAUGAUGCAGAAGUACACAGAGAUAGACACUGGUGCAGCUUUCUCAAUUGCAUUUCAGAGUGUGGGAAUGAAGUGGGCAAAGUAUGUGGUUGCUUUUGGUGCAUUGAAGGGUAUGACCACAGUGCUUCUGGUGGCAAGAUUGUCACAGGCACGUUAUAUUACUCAUAUUGCACGGUGCCACAUGAUCCCACCAUGGUUUGCUCUUGUGCAUCCUAAGACAGGAACCCCCAUAAAUGCUACACUCUUGAUCACUGUUGCAAGUGCCAUCAUAGCUUUUUUCACAGGCUUGGAUGUGUUGUCAAGCUUGAUAUCUGUGAGCACACUCUUUGUGUUCAUGAUGAUAUCUGCAGCACUUUUGGUGAGGAGGUACUAUGUGAGAGGGGUGACACCAAGAGAGAACCUGGUAAAGCUGGUAAUGUUCUUGGUGGUCAUUAUUGGUUCCUCAAUAGGAAUUUCAGCGUUCUGGGGACUGAACCCUAAUGGUUGGUUAGGAUACACUGUGGCUGUUCCUGUUUGGUUCUUGGGAACAUUAGGUAUGUCACUGUUUUUGAAUCAGCAAAGGGUGCCAAGAGUUUGGGGUGUUCCAUUUGUGCCAUGGUUGCCAUCUUUGUCAAUUGCAACAAAUGUGUUCUUGAUGGGGUCUUUGGAGUAUGAUGCUUUCAUAAGAUUUGGAGUGUGCACUGUGGUGAUGCUGAUCUACUAUUUUCUGUUUGGUCUGCAUGCAACUUAUGAUAUGGCUCACCAACAACAGAAGCUGCCAUCAAAAGUUGAGCACACAGAAACCAUCAAGAAUGAAGGGCCUUAGAUAAAGUGUAUCCUCAUCUGUUUGUAUUCUGAAUCAGAUUUGGUACUGGAUUCAGACUAUUGGAAACAUAAUAAUUUGUAAAGUUGUUUCAUAAAACUUAAGAAAAAUGUUUAUUUUGUA